AUGAAGGCCUUAUACUCUAAUUGGGCAGCCUUGAUCAAUAUUAUUCUAAUCUUUUCACUUGUAUUCAUUCUUAUUAGUUCCAAAUCUUCCAAUAUUGUUAGAGCUGCUUCAUCAUCUACAAUCAUUGAUGAUUUUCUUGACUGCCUCCACUAUUCAUCAAUUUUAAAUCCAUCACUUCCAAUCUCUAGUGCAAUCUACACUCGUAACAACCCUUCUUUCUUACAAGCUCUUCAAGCCUAUAUACGAGAGAGUAGGUUUAACACAUCAUCUACCCCGAAACCUCUAGCCAUAGUCACGGCCUUGGAUGUAUCCCAUGUCCAAGCAACCGUGAUAUGUGCUAAAGAAAAUGGCUUACAAGUUAGGAUUAGAAGUGGAGGCCAUGAUUAUGAAGGCCUCUCAUACGUUGCACAUGUUCCUUUUGUUGUCCUAGACAUGUUCAACCUUCGAUCAAUUGAUAUUGACAUACCAAAAGAGACUGCUAGGGUUCAAGCCGGUGCAACUCUUGGUGAGCUAUAUUAUAAGAUUGCCGAAAAGAGUAAGGUCCAUGGCUUCCCUGCAGGAGUAUGCUUUACCGUUGGUGUUGGAGGCCAUUUCAGCGGGGGAGGUUAUGGGAACAUGUUACGGAAAUAUGGCUUAUCCAUCGAUAACAUUAUUGAUGCACAAGUUGUCGAUGUAAACGGUAGAAUUCUCAAUCGCAAAAGCAUGGGUGAAGAUCUUUUUUGGGCCAUUAGGGGAGGUGGUGCAGCAAGCUUUUGUGUUGUUAUAUCAUGGAAAAUCAAAUUAGUACGUGUACCAAAAAUCGUUACACGUUUUGAUGUUCCAAGGACUUUAGAAGAAGGUGCUACGGAUAUAGUUCUUCAGUGGCAACAAGUGUCUUCUACAAUCGAUAAAAACCUUUUCAUAAGAAUGCAACCAAUGGUAUAUAAACAAGAAUGUAACAAGACAAUACGAAUUUCAUUUUCAGGGCUAUAUCUUGGACGUGCAAAAUCUCUUGUUUCCUUAGUAAACAAGAGAUUUCCUCUUUUGAGAUUAAAAGCAGAAGAUCUCACAGAAAUGUCUUGGGUAGAGUCAACUGUAUCUUAUUUUAUAGGCAACGGAAAUCCUCUUGAGGUGUUAUUGGAACGAACACCUACACCGCCUCACUCGUAUUGGAAGCACAAGUCCGAUUAUGUAAAAACACCAAUUCCAAGGGCGGGGUUGGAGAUGUUAUGGAAAAAGAUGAUCGAGUUGGAAAAUAUAUUUCUUCAAUGGAAUCCAUAUGGUGGGAGGAUGAGUGAGAUUCAAAAGAAUGCAACCGCGUUUCCUCAUAGAGCAGGAAACAUAUUUAAGAUGCAAUAUCUUACAAAUUGGGUAGAUGAUAGUGCUGAGGCUACAAGUAGGAAUAUUGAAUCGAUUCGAGAUCUUUAUGCUACAUUUACUCCUUUUGUGUCUAGGAACCCAAGGGAAGCAUACUUGAAUUAUAGGGAUAUUGACAUUGGGACAAACAAAAAUGGGAGCUUAGAAUUUGCUAUGGACUUCUUUAAGGGCAAUGUGAAGAGAUUGUUGCAAGUUAAGGCCAAGGUUGAUCCUGAUAAUUUUUUCAGGUAUGAACAAAGCAUUCCAGUUUUAGUCACCUAG
Molecule: messenger RNA, 1617 nt
Organism: Chenopodium quinoa (quinoa)
Lineage: Eukaryota; Viridiplantae; Streptophyta; Magnoliopsida; Caryophyllales; Amaranthaceae
Product: berberine bridge enzyme-like 14
Exons: 1
Coding region: 1-1617 (538 amino acids)
Molecular function (GO): FAD binding; oxidoreductase activity
Source: RefSeq, a predicted model, not a curated record